This is a messenger RNA of Pteropus alecto (black flying fox), 7750 nucleotides long. It is a transcript of the gene DCLK1, whose product is annotated as doublecortin like kinase 1. The record is from RefSeq and is a predicted model, not a curated record. The coding region runs from base 20 to 2245 and encodes 741 amino acids. Gene Ontology annotation, molecular function: microtubule binding; ATP binding; protein kinase activity. Gene Ontology annotation, cellular component: axoneme; neuron projection. NCBI's taxonomy places the organism in Eukaryota, Metazoa, Chordata, Mammalia, Chiroptera, Pteropodidae. Gene Ontology annotation, biological process: retina development in camera-type eye; neuron migration; intracellular signal transduction. The transcript is spliced from 16 exons.
GUUCAACUUUAACCCCAUCAUGUCCUUCGGCAGAGACAUGGAGCUGGAGCACUUUGACGAGCGGGAUAAGGCGCAGAGGUACAGCAGAGGGUCGCGGGUGAACGGGCUGCCCAGCCCCACGCACAGCGCCCACUGCAGCUUUUACCGAACCCGCACGCUGCAGACCCUCAGCUCCGAGAAGAAGGCCAAGAAAGUUCGUUUCUAUCGAAACGGCGAUCGAUACUUCAAAGGGAUUGUGUAUGCCAUCUCCCCAGACCGGUUCCGGUCUUUUGAGGCCCUGCUGGCUGAUUUGACCCGAACUCUGUCGGAUAACGUGAAUUUGCCCCAGGGAGUGAGAACAAUCUACACCAUUGAUGGGCUCAAGAAGAUUUCUAGCCUGGACCAACUGGUGGAAGGAGAGAGUUAUGUGUGUGGCUCAAUUGAACCCUUCAAGAAACUGGAGUACACCAAGAAUGUGAACCCCAACUGGUCUGUGAACGUCAAGACCACCUCGGCGUCCCGGGCGGUGUCGUCACUGGCUACUGCCAAAGGGAGCCCUUCAGAGGUACGGGAGAAUAAGGAUUUCAUUCGACCCAAGCUGGUCACCAUCAUCAGAAGUGGGGUGAAGCCACGGAAAGCUGUCAGGAUUCUGCUGAACAAGAAGACUGCUCAUUCCUUCGAGCAGGUUCUCACUGACAUAACCGACGCCAUCAAGCUGGACUCGGGAGUGGUGAAACGCCUGUAUACCCUGGAUGGGAAACAGGUGAUGUGCCUUCAGGACUUUUUUGGUGACGAUGACAUUUUUAUUGCAUGUGGACCGGAGAAGUUCCGUUACCAGGAUGAUUUCUUGCUAGAUGAAAGUGAAUGUCGAGUGGUGAAGUCCACUUCUUACACCAAAAUAGCUUCGUCCUCCCGCAGGAGCACCACCAAGAGCCCAGGACCUUCCAGGCGCAGCAAGUCCCCUGCAUCGACUAGCUCAGUUAAUGGAACCCCUGGUAGUCAGCUCUCCACUCCGCGCUCGGGCAAGUCGCCAAGCCCCUCCCCCACCAGCCCAGGGAGCCUGCGGAAGCAACGGAGCUCUCAGCAUGGUGGCUCCUCCACUUCUCUCGCGUCCACCAAAGUCUGCAGCUCGAUGGACGAGAAUGACGGACCCGGAGAAGGUGAAGUGUCGGAGGAGGGCUUCCAGAUUCCAGCCACGAUAACGGAACGGUAUAAAGUCGGAAGGACAAUAGGAGACGGGAAUUUUGCUGUUGUCAAGGAAUGCGUAGAGAGGUCGACUGCUAGGGAGUAUGCCCUGAAAAUUAUCAAGAAAAGCAAAUGCCGAGGCAAAGAGCACAUGAUCCAGAACGAGGUGUCUAUCUUAAGGAGAGUGAAGCACCCCAACAUCGUUCUUCUGAUUGAAGAGAUGGAUGUGCCAACCGAACUGUACCUUGUCAUGGAAUUGGUAAAGGGCGGAGACCUCUUCGAUGCCAUUACUUCCACUAACAAAUACACCGAGCGAGACGCCAGUGGGAUGCUGUACAACCUGGCUAGCGCCAUCAAGUACCUGCAUAGCCUGAACAUCGUGCACCGCGACAUCAAGCCAGAGAACCUGCUGGUAUAUGAACACCAAGAUGGCAGCAAGUCACUGAAGCUGGGCGACUUUGGACUGGCCACCAUUGUGGAUGGCCCCCUGUACACAGUCUGUGGCACCCCAACAUAUGUGGCUCCAGAAAUCAUCGCAGAGACCGGAUAUGGCCUCAAGGUGGACAUCUGGGCAGCUGGUGUAAUCACUUACAUCCUGCUGUGUGGUUUCCCUCCGUUUCGUGGAAGUGGUGAUGACCAGGAGGUGCUUUUUGAUCAGAUUUUGAUGGGGCAAGUGGAUUUUCCUUCUCCAUACUGGGAUAAUGUUUCUGAUUCUGCAAAGGAGCUCAUCACCAUGAUGCUGCUGGUCAAUGUCGAUCAGCGAUUUUCAGCCGUGCAGGUCCUCGAGCAUCCCUGGGUGAACGAUAGUGGCCUCCCAGAAAAUGAACAUCAGCUGUCAGUAGCUGGAAAGAUAAAGAAGCAUUUCAACACGGGCCCCAAGCUGAAUAGCACAGCAGCAGGAGUUUCUGUCAUAGCAACCACCGCUCUUGAUAAGGAGAGGCAGGUUUUCCGACGAAGACGCAACCAGGAUGUGAGGAUCCGGUGCAAGGCCCAGCCAGCUCCGCCCGAAGUCCACUCCGAAUCCGAAGACUACUCCCCAAGCUCGUCUGAGACUGUGCGCUCCCCAAACUCGCCCUUUUAACGAGACCCUUUUACUCGAAGUCCUAGCUUAACCCUUUGAGACUCUGAGGUUAUUUUUCCAAAUUUAUGUAAAGCAGUUUCGUCUGAUCUAUCCAGCACUCAGUGCUGGAAUGGCAGAACAGAAAGUGUGUUUUCUGGUAACUUUGUAGCAAUUUCCCUUUGCUGAAUGAGAUGAUGACAUGUUGUUGUUUGUGAAGAUGGCAACUUGCUGCUAAUAGGGUCCUCAAAGGGUUAAGGCUACUUUGCAACUUUUUUAAACUUAAAAGCAAUGAAUGUUUUCAUCAGUCGAGCUAGGAUCUGCAGUAUGUAAUAUAGCACAUGUUAACCCUCUGAGUGCAUAGGAUUUCAUGGAGAACGCUUGGGGAAUUUUCAGGCCUUUGGAUGUGUAUGCACAUGUCUUGAUUUUGCUGCAGAUCAAGGGGUGUUUUUAGAUGCUGAGAUGUCCUGACAAGAAGGGCAUCUGGGACCAUAUCUCGCUUGCCCUUUUCUGUGGGUGGAGAACGUGGCAGGUUUAUAACUUAAGCAUAAUCACCCCCUUUUUCUUCUUCACAAUCUUAAUAAGAAAGGGACUUUUUUCGUUAGAGGCAUGACUGUCAGCUGCCGUGAGUCCUGCAUGCGAGCGGAGGGAACUGGGUCUGUGGCCCAAUGAAAGAGAUGGUGCUUCCUCCCCCGAAUUAUCUCCACAUGAAGAUGUGCUGAUGACGCCCCAGAAAUGCUGCUUCCACAUCAGCUGCUGCUAGUGCCAGUGCAGACCCUUGGGAAGUCACAUACCUUGUCUCGUGCUUGGUGAGGGAGGGUCUGCCUGCUCAAUAUGAGACAUCUACAGGAAAUAAACAACCAGUGGAAAAGAGCAAUAAAUCGCCAGGUGCUCUAUAGGGCUAGAAUUUCAAACAGAAAGAGGAAAUAAGAUCCCGUUCUUUUUCUCACCUGCUUUUUCAUCCACUGCAGUCUUCAGUGUGAAAUCCACAUAGAGUAUUAAAUCCACACGUAGGAGCUCCGGGGCACAGGGAGCCAGAGGCGAGUGCUUUGCAAGAUGGCUGAGGAGAAAGCACAGUGAGAAAACAAUCCGGAAUGUUCCAAAAAAUGAGUUUUAAGGAAAUCAAUCACUGGUAAAAUAAUUUCAUGUGUACCUUUAGGUUACCUGCACAUAGUCUCCCAGGAAGAACAGGGUAGGAGACGUAGAAGAUCCCCCUGAGGAUAAAGCUUACUUUCCCCAAGGUGACCUUUUUAUGCCCCCAUCUUUAGCUCUGCAGAGGGACAUGUUUUUCUCUCUGUGGGAUGAGUCCUGUCUGCCUCCUACCUGUAUUUUCACUCCUGUUACCAGGUCUUUCUCCCUAGCCCUGUGUCUCCAUGGAGUUUCUUCUGGAAUGUAUCGCAUUCAGAAUGGGGCUUCUCCUACGGUACUGCAAUGCUUAGGGCGUCUUGGGGGCAGGGGCCCGACUCAGAUAUCUCCUGCUAAGGUUUGCUUGGCACUGUGACCCAGGAGACAGUCGGUGUCUCAUAAAAUUUGCAUCUGGGAGAUGGAACAGCACUUAUUGUCCCUGUUUUGAAUCUUCUUAAAUAUCUGAAGGUCUUCAACCUUUCUAGUCACUUCUUCAUUUUCAAGAAUACAUCAGUCUUCAGUUGCUGCUGUCUACCCUCCAGCUCAUAAACUGUGGGCUAUAUUAAUAUAAAUUUUAAGAUAGUAAUAUGUCACGACUUUUGCAACAUAGUACCCCCAAUAUUUUUGCUCUUCCACUUUUAAAUUUAUUUCUUUGGUCUGUGUCGCCCUGACAUGUAAGUGGUAGAUUAUUUAUUGAGAGUUUUCCCCCUUUUAGAGAGUCCUGAAAUGAUAGCACGCAACAUCGCAGAGUAGCACAAAUCAGUCUGUUUUUUGACGUGGGUGGGGAGACAGAACACCAGAAAGGGCGUUGGUGUGUAGGCAGAUUCCACAUUAAUGAAGUGCCCUGAACUGAUCAGAAAUCACUGCUUUCUCUAGAACUGUGAAGCAAAGCACUAGUCUAAGUAACACCAAAGAGUCACCAUUGAGCUUGGCCUCAACUCUAAAUGAGUGAAUAUGAAGAAUGCUAUGGGCAGAGACCUCGCUGCAGUAGACUGUCGCUUUCCUUUCUUUCUCUGAUGACUGCUUUUCCCAUGUGCGUUACAUGUACUGCUACAGCAUCUAGUGCACAGAGCUUGCGGUGCACAGCUCAGGCCUUUUUCAUCCAAGUCUCGGGAGACUGUGAACCAUGCCAAGCUGUGGCGGGCAGCUCGGAAGGACGCAUGGCCCAUGCAGCAUGGGGAGUGCAGUGCGUCGCUGUAGAAUUCGAGCGAUCUAUGCUGAAUAAAUAGUGGAAUGUGUCCUGUCAAUAGAAAUAUUGAGUGAUCAGAGGGAAUGCAAUCUUUUCAGCAUCCAGCUAUCGGGAUCCUGAAUGUCGGAGGUGUACUCAGAGGGUUAACAGACAAGCACAAGGCAUGCCGAUUACGUUGGUGUAUCCAGACUGCUUUGCUUUUAGCCAGUGCUUUCUAAUUUUUUCAUGACAUUCUUGGGAUAGUUCAAGUUUGAAAUAAUUAAGUGGUGGUGUUCUUUAAGGAAUUUCUAUAAUCAAAUUGAUCUUAUUUUUUUUUUCACUUUAUCAUCGAAUAAAUAUGUACCAUUACGGCAGUGUAUCUCUGUAACUAUCAAUUUAAUCAUUGCCACGAGUAUUUCCAUAUUUUUUUUCUAAGUAUUUAAUAUAGCUCUCAUGGUAGUGGCCUGGUGAUGGGGACUGUCUUUCCUUUAUUGAUACAUGACCGACCAUGUGGUAUUUUCAAGGGAAUUUUAAGAUUCAGCUUUUUAGUUCAAUAAUAGACUAGUUAAGAAAGAACAUUUUCAUUACUUGCAUUGUGUAAAUCAUCUCUGUAGAUGAGAACUGUUCAUAUCGAUGAACAUGUUUUUUUUUUUGACAUUGUAGCAGAAAUCACUUUAUUCAUCAUAAUCAAUGACUAUGUGAUUGCUCCGAAUCGUUAGAAGGAAAAGUAAGAUUUCAGUCAUUGAAAAUGUUUUUACCGUAGCCCUCAUCUAACUUACACAUGGUGCAUAUUAAAAUAAGCAGAGAAAAAAAUGCAAAUAAACUACUGAAAAUGCUUGGUGUUUUGUAUUCAGUGAGCCCCUUGUCCAACCUGCUCAGCACCCCCUGGGGUGUGGUUAAUAGGCCCGUCAGAUAUUGCUGAAAGAAAGCAGUAUAUACAUGAAUGAAGGCUAAAAUUGCAAUCCUUUACCCUUUGAGGCAUAUUUCAGUUGGAAAAAAAACGAGGAAAGAAAAAUUGGCUUAGCUUAGAGGGUCACCGAGCUACCGUGGGACCAAGGCGGGCGCAUUAAAUCACGGUCGUUUGCUGGCCCAGGGCACCUGCUCGGCCAACAACUCUGUCACCUGCACGGGGCAGUGCGUUUGCACUGCAGGGAGAGCUCUCAAUAUUAUUGUGUUGCCUGCUGGCCCUUCUCAGGGUACGAAUCUGUCAGCAUUGCUGUGAUAAACUUCUAUUUUCAAAGGUUUUUAAUUUGACCAUAAAAAGAUGCCCUAGGCUGGUUUGCUCUAUAGGGCUUGUACCAAGAGUGAAGGUGCACCUCCCUCUCUUCUCUGCCCAAUUCUCCCGAGAAGAAAAACAACAACAACAGCAACAAAAUCUGGUCUAUCUUCUCCUUCGUUAUCAUUUCAGAAUUUUGGAAAGCACCAAGAGCCAAGAUGGUAGUUUUAAUGUAAUUAUUCAUUUGGACGUGGGUUUAAAAGAAUAAAUAAAUAAUGAGUCACCCGGUAUAUAUGGUAGAUAACAUAUCUUUUCUAUAAUUUAUCAGUCAUUAAUUUUUAAAACUGCUAUGUGACUUUUUUUUGGUCCAAUCAAAGAUUUUUAAAAACUUGAAGUUGGUCAGUCAAAAGGUUAGCCUUUUCUGCGUGUUGCCUGCCAUUCGCAUUAGGACUUUGGGACAAACACUCUCAGGCAGACCCUAACUUUGCAUGCAGAUACUUGCUUCUUUUGGAGAUAUUAAUUUCUUUAUUUAAUCAUCGAGUUUCAUGAAGCCAUUCUAGUCUGUUGGAGGGAAACAGUGAUUAAAAGCACUUCCGAAAUUAACAUUUUUGUCAAUUUAGAUAUGAUAACAAGAGUGCAAAUUAGCAAGCAUACUUUAAACAUUUUUUGUUUAAAGGCAAACAAAUCAGCAAAACUUGGGGACACAUUAACACUUGUUCCCUGCAAAUGUGCUUUUAAAAUUGGCUCAGUGGUGCUUUAUACAUAAAACAGUGACAAAUGGGAUCCCAAAGACUGUCAGAGGAAUCUUUAAUUUGCGUGUACUUACACACUUGAGGUGGAGGCGCUUUUAAACCAGUCUUAGUUUUGAAUCAUCUCAAAUGUGCAACCAUCCAUUGAGUACUAUUAAGGGUCUCAAACGGCGGGAAACAGGAAAUUCAGUGUAGAGGCUUAGAAUGCCUUUGUUUGGGGCGCCCACCCCACCUUUUGUUGUUGUUGUUGUUGUUGGGCUUCAACACUGAAGCCAUGGUGAUCGUUUUUCGGUGAGGGAGCUUCUAACUGGCAGGUAUUCUGAUCAUGAGGUUUGCAACAUCUUGCCCUUGGAGACAAGCGAGAUGUCUCAGUUCAUCCUUUUCCCCUAAAGGAAGAGCUGUCUCUACAUUUAAACCACAUCUAUCAAUUUCCUCAACAUUUUUUUUUUUUUUGGUCAACUGAAGUGAGACCCUUAAUGUUGCUUUAAUGUAAAAUUGUAUAUUUUUGUCUGUGAUAUACUUCAUUAGUUUAAAGUAAAUAAUAGUUCUACAAGCCUUCACUGUCGGUUUUAAGAGAAAGGAGGACUUGAAAAGUGAUCAUAAAGAUGCUAUAAUGCCAAUUCAUUCCAGUCCGACCGAUGUGGUAAGAAAAAGACCUUGGAUAGUUCUCUAGGGACAAUUUCUCACUUGCCAUUGACAUUAACCUUUGAUGUAUUCUCAGAAAAAAUAAAAAGAAAUUGAAACCGGUCCAAGGUUAGAGUCCUAUCCUCGAUAACUUUUUAAAAAUUUUUAUUAGGAAAUGAAUAAUCGCCUUUUUCAUUCUGGCUGAAAGAAAAUUAUUAAAGGAUUAGUUGAGUGUGAAAUUAAAUAAUAUUUUGCUCAUGCAUACUAAAAAGGCGGGCUAGGCACUUGACGCAUUUAAACAAGUUUCUGAAUGGUUUCAAUUUGGUGCAAGAAAAAAAGUUCAAUGUUUCCUUUGAAAAUACUGAAUUUAUCAAUUGCUGCAUGGAUCAGAUGGCAUAGGUUAAUCUUUGAUUUUCGGAAUCUUAACAAAAUAACUUUGAAACGAUUUGUAUUCAUGAUUAAAGCUGGAAUGAGAUCCAAUUUUUUCCUAAUCUCUCAGUUUAAGCUAAUAAAUGUAGGUUAAUGUGGAAUGAAAUCAUCUGUGAUAUAUUAUGUUCAUUUAUCAACUGAGCUUUUUUGAUGUUGCCUGUUUUAUGUAAAACAUGUUCUUAAAAUUAAUAAAAUAAUAGUACUUGGUGUAUGAACUA